AUCUUUGUCCUUGUCCUACACAAGGGCCUGACUCAUGCAUGCUUCUUUGUGCUUCCUCAGACAUAGAUGGAGGACUCGAGCCUGAAAAUCCACAACAGUUCAGCUGCUGGACAGCUCCCUGCCCGAGCGUGGUUCCUGCAGCUCUUUGGCUCCUCCCAGGCUUGGGGCUUUGGCUGCUGUUCCGGGAGAUGCUGCUUCACGCUCCAAGAGAGACCUUUGGGCUUCUUUCCACCUUGCUCCUGACGCUGCUCCUGCAGCUUCCUGUUUCUGUGUGCAGGACCAAGAAAGCCCCCUGCCUGUCCAGAAUGAGCCCCAGCCUCUCCAGAGACGGGGACCUGGUGAUUGGGGGCUUCCUCCCUCUCUAUGCGCUGAGAGUGAACAAGGUCACAAGAGCAGCAGACUUUAUGAGGCGUCCUAACGAGGACUGUAGGAGUUACCAGUGGCUCCACAAAAACUUCCAGCAGGCCAUGACCAUAAGGUUUGCUGUGGAGGAGAUCAACAGAGACCCCGUUCUGUUGCCCAACGUUUCCCUGGGAUUCCAGGUCUACAACGCCUACCACAGUGAUGAGAGGACCUUGGAGAGCUCCCUGCAGUGGUUGACAGGAGAGAGUCAGCCAGUCCCUAACUACAGCUGCAGAGAGCAGGACAAGAUUGUAGCUAUCAUUGGAGGAGCCACAUCGGCUCUGUCUGUCCAGAUGGGGACCCUACUGGAGCUCUACAACUUCCCACAGCUCAGCUUUGGCCCAUUUGAUCUCAUCCUGACUGACAAAGUCCAGUUUCCUUCUCUCUACCAGAUGGCUCCUAAGGAUUACUCCUUGCAGCAAGGUGUGGCCAGAUUACUGGCAUAUUUUAAAUGGACUUGGGUAGGUCUGGUGACCACAGAUGAUCUGAGGGGGGAGGAAUUCCUCCGUGAAAUGACAGGAAGGAUGGAGAAGUAUGGCAUCUGUGCUGCCUUCACAGAGAAGAUCCCUGUCAGUGAGAGAAUACAUGAAGAAUCAAAGGUGAAUUUCAUGCCCAGAAUCAUGGAGUCUUCAGCCAGGGCAGUUGUGAUUCAUGGCGAUACAGAUUCAUUAAUGGUUCUGAGACAUUCACAAAUACCCUUUAUUCCAAUGUAUAAGAUAUGGAUCACCACAUCUCACUGGGACAUCACCAUGAGACCCAAGUAUGUUGAUAAUUACAAUUUCUAUGGAGCUCUUACAUUUACAUACCUGACCAGUGAAGUUCCUGGUUUUAAGUCUUUUCUCAAGACAGUCCACCCUAGUAAAGACCCAAAGGACACUGUGCUUAGGGAUUUCUGGUUUUCAGCUUUCCAGUGCCAGAGUAAAUCUAAAAAUCUGGAUCUAGAGCAAUGUACUCCAAAUGAAACCUUGGAGUCCUUGCCUAUAUACCUUUUUGACACGACCAUGUCUGGCCUGAGUUACACCAUCUACAAUGCUGUGUAUGCUGUGGCUUGGGCGCUUCAUGAAGAGCUUCUGAGGAAAUCAGAGACAGCACCUGAGGAAGCUGGAGAGAGUGGGGUGCCUCAUCCUUGGCAACUGCACUCCUUUCUGAAAGACAUUCAGUUCCACAACAGUGCUGGUGACCAGGUGUUCAUGGAUGAGAAAAGAAGGUCUGAGGCUCAAUAUGACAUUAGGAACUAUGUGACCUCUCUUAAUGAUACUGAAUUCCUGGUGAAAGUGGGCCAAUUUCUCCCCAACACUCAACCUGGUCAAGAUUUCAUCAUGCAUGAGGAAGACAUCAACUGGGGAUGGUUAGACACAAAGAUCCCUCAUUCUGUGUGCAGUGCUAGUUGUGCCCCAGGAUACAGGAAGAUAACUAAAGAAGGAGAGCCGAUCUGCUGCUUCAGCUGUUCCCAGUGCCCAGAGGGGGAGAUAUCCAAACAAACUGAUAUGGACCAGUGUGCGAAGUGCCCAGAAGAUGAGCAUCCCAAUAAGGAAAGAGAUCACUGCUUCCCCAAGGUUGUGACCUUCCUGGAUUUCACAGGAUCGUUGGGGACGGCUCUGACGUUCGUAGCUGCUUCCUUCUCUCUCCUGACAGCCCUGGUCCUCUGGGUGUUUGUGAAGUUCCGAGACACCCCCAUAGUCAAGGCCAAUAACCGGGCUCUCAGCUACACCCUCCUCGUCUCCCUCAGCUUCUGCUUCCUCUGCUCCCUGCUCUUCAUCGGCCGCCCCACGGCCGCCACCUGCCUCCUCCGACAAACCACGUUUGGGGUUGUCUUCACUGUGGCCGUGGCCUGUAUUCUGGCUAAAACCAUCAUGGUGGUUCUGGCCUUCAGAGUUACAAGGCCAGGGAGCAGCAUCAGGGUGUGGGUGCAGUCGAGAGUGUCCAACUGCAUCGUCCUCGUGUGCUCUGGGAUCCAAGUGAUGCUCUGCGGCUUCUGGCUGGGAACGUCUCCCCCCUUCCCAGACAUGGACCUUCACUCUGAGCCUGGCCACAUCAUCAUUCAGUGCAACGAGGGCUCUGAUAUUGCCUUCUACUGUGUGCUGGGCUACAUGGGCUUCCUGGCCUUGGGCAGCUUCACGGUGGCUUUCCUGGCCAGGAGCCUGCCUGACACCUUCAAUGAGGCCAAGUUCAUCACCUUCAGCAUGCUGGUGUUCUGCAGCGUGUGGGUCUCCUUCCUGCCCACCUACCAGAGCACCAAAGGCCAGGCCAUGGUGGUGGUGGAGAUCUUCUCCAUCCUGGCCUCCGGCGCUGGGCUGCUGGGCUGCAUCUUUCUUCCCAAGUGUUAUGUGAUCCUGCUGAGGCCAGAGAGGAACGUCCUAGCAGGGAUGAAGAGGAAAGUGAAUUCCUAGAGCACAAACUAGUCCAGGACGUUGCCUUACAUUUCCUGACAGGCAUAGAAGGCUUACGUAAUAAUGCCCAUCGGGAAGCAUAUCGAUACUUAGCUAUUUCACUGAUCCAUGAAUUUCAACUACUUCCUUUCCAACCCCCCAUCUAUAGAGACAGCCAAGGGCAGGCUCGUGUCUUCUAUAAGAACUCUCUGAAAAGGCACCCCCCAAACUUUAUUUAAUCUACAUUAUCAAAAAUUUCCGGAUCAUAUGCUUCAGUCUAGACAGUCAAUAAAACAAGAAA
Monodelphis domestica (gray short-tailed opossum) is the source of this 3072-nucleotide messenger RNA. It is a transcript of the gene VN2R514, whose product is annotated as vomeronasal 2 receptor 514. Gene Ontology annotation, molecular function: G protein-coupled receptor activity. The record is from RefSeq and is a predicted model, not a curated record. Lineage: Eukaryota; Metazoa; Chordata; Mammalia; Didelphimorphia; Didelphidae. Gene Ontology annotation, biological process: G protein-coupled receptor signaling pathway. Gene Ontology annotation, cellular component: plasma membrane.